AUGAAUCAACUGCCGCCACCGCCGCCACAGCAGCAGCAGCAACAGUUGCAGCCACCAUCAGCGUCGUCAUCAUCGCAGUUGCUGCCACAUCAACAGCAUCAACAACAUCACCAGCAGCCGCCACAGCAUCACCAACAGCAAGUACAUUACGCCGAGUGUCGCCCAUUACCGGCAAUCAACGAGACAUUUGCGCAAUUUAGUCAACAUCAGCGUUCAAGCAUCUCGUUGCUCUCUCCGUUGGAUUUAUCGCUUCGGACUACGUCGAACAUUGUGCCAAUAACACCGCCAUCGACGCCCUCGCCGCCAAGGAAGCGUCAAAGAUUGAUGUCCGAGGAGACGCAGAAUUAUUUGUGGCGGCCGCAUAUGUCAGCGAUGCCACCAGUCUUGCCACAUGCUGCACUGACCAUGCAACCACCAGCAGCAACAACAACAACAACUUCUUCGACCACAAGUUAUUUUCAUCAACCAGCAACAGCUUAUGGGGCAGCAAUGCGUGGCAGCUUUGAGGGGGCAGCAACAACGCACUAUGACAAAGGCAAUUUUCAGGCUGCGGCGAAAAAUAGCUUUGAGCAAAUUCCCGCAAGUCAAUCGAGCGUGCUGGAGGAAGAUGAGACAAUUGUGUUGACCGAGGACGAGGAUGAAACAGUUGUUAGUUCCCAUGACUACAACGACUAUGCGACGGACACUGAGGGCGAUGAGAAUGAACCCGAUGAGGACACAAUACAGGUGAAUGAUGAGGCUGAGGUGGAGCAACUGUUGCCAGUGGAAGAGGAUGACGAAGAGGAGGAGGAAGAAGAAGUAUUUGUGGACAUUUUGAGCAACGAUGAUGAUGAAGAUGCACCCAGAAGUGUGCUGCUAGAAACCAAGGCGCUGAAACGCAACGAGUUGCUCUACGAAGAUGAGGAACUGCAUCAUCAGGCAGUGGAUGGAUUGGCGAAGCUCUUCGAACGCGAUUUUGGGCAGCCAAAUAAAGAAGUUUUAAUAGAAACUACUUCUCCAGAGGAAGCUUUGCCAGUGGAAAAAGUCUACUUGGAUUUGAGUGGCAGUGCUUUGGAGUCGCCACGCCAGGAGGCACCUCCUGCUCCUUCUUCGACACUGCUUCCCCCACCCUCUCCUCCCCUUCGCAAGCAAAAAAUCGAACGUAAGCGCACCAAACUGCGCAAACACGCAGCCAUCGAUGAGGAGACAAUCAGUCCAGUGUCUGGCACAAUCAUCCGAAAGCUGCGCGAUGAUGAGGAGCUCGUGGUGCGCAAAGGUGACAUUGAUCCGGCUUUCAAUGUGGUCGAAAUCACCGAGGAGGCCAAAGCCAUCUUGGCCAGCAUCGAUAAUAAGAUUGGCGACUAUUUGUGCCAGCUUUGUCGCACCGUCUACGACGACGCCUUCAUGCUCGCCCAGCAUCGCUGUCCGCGCAUCGUCCACAUCGAGUACAAGUGCUCCGAGUGCGAAAAGGUCUUCAACUGUCCAGCGAAUCUAGCAUCACAUCGUCGCUGGCACAAACCGAAAUCUGAGAUGCAAGCAGGCAAGAAGCGGCAAAGCAGCAGCAACGAAGCCGGCGGUAGCAGCAACAACAACGGAGACGAUGCCAGCGAUGGCAUUUAUCCCUGUCAGCAAUGCGGCAAAUCCUUCAGACGCUAUGCGUACCUCAAGAAGCAUCAGGCAUCGCAUCAAAUGCUGGAGAAUCUGAAGAGCAUGGAUUUCUUCACUGCUCAGCAACAUCAACAUCAACAACAUCAUCAUCAGCAGCAGCAACAUCAACAGCAGCAGCCACAACAACAGCAGCUGCAACAAACGUUGCCACAGACGCAAUCUCCAAGCUCUCAAAAUGCUGCCACCUACAUGCUGCCACGCCCACCGCAUGCUGCACUCUAUCCACAAGUCACGCCCAAGAAUUAUGCGACGCCUCAACGCUUCGCUGGCUUUCCCUUUCAGCCCUUCGAUCAGCGACGUUUCUACUCGCUGGGCGAACUUUAUCUCUCACAGCAGUUGGAACGCUCUUCGGCUUUUCAAUAUGUGCACGCGAAUCACUUGCGGCAGCUCUCGAAUGUGGCACACACAAUGUUGCCACCGCUGCCCGUCAAAUGA
Molecule: messenger RNA, 2082 nt
Organism: Drosophila nasuta
Lineage: Eukaryota; Metazoa; Arthropoda; Insecta; Diptera; Drosophilidae
Gene: nerfin-2
Product: nervous fingers 2
Exons: 4
Coding region: 1-2082 (693 amino acids)
Biological process (GO): regulation of cell cycle process; neuron differentiation; negative regulation of transcription by RNA polymerase II
Cellular component (GO): nucleus; transcription repressor complex
Molecular function (GO): DNA-binding transcription repressor activity, RNA polymerase II-specific; RNA polymerase II cis-regulatory region sequence-specific DNA binding
Source: RefSeq, a predicted model, not a curated record